GCCGCCUUAAAAAUUCUUCUCUUCCAAUUUUUUGUUGGCUUGUAACUCUAUCACCGCCACACUAACUCUAUAAAUACCCAUAAUCAUGGUAUUAUUUUUUUUUCUUGUACCUGCACGAAUCGGCACAAUAUCAAUAGCAGCUUGUGGCCGAUUUGAAUCAACCAAGGUAUUUCUUUUCCCUUCGUGUUAUCUUAUUCUCUUUAUUUUGCUCCCCCUUUUUUUAGUUGAAACAAGCAGCAAUAUGCAACAAUUGGUCGGCUUAAGAUGGAAAGAGUUUAAUUUUAUCUCUAUCACCUUAACACCGAAAGAUUUUGCUUGAAAAUGGUAUGAUUUUCUUUAAGUAUGGGCCCUUUCACCGAUGCAUUUAUGCGAUGAUCUGCCCAAAUAUAGGGCCUUUACUAACACUUUUAUGCAAUGGUAUUCUCUAAGCAUAGGCCCUUUAUAAUGGUUAGUUUAAGGUUCGAGGGUUUAACCUUACCUCCAUCACCUUAAGACCUAACAAUUUCGACUUCAAGUAUACGUGACUGUAUUUCACCAAAGCCAAAACAUAGAAGACUCUCUCUCCCUUUUUUUUUCAAUUCUUUUGCAUUUUUGCAAGUAUUAUUUUUUUUUCGAACCUUGAUUCUAUGUUUGACCAAAAUUCUUUUGUUCAUGCAGCUUGCAGAUAUGAUUCACCUUAGAGACUACACAUCUUUAUCUUCUAACAACAAGUAUCUUCUAAUUGAGGUUGAUGAUGGUAUGGUUUUAAUUAGGUUAUUGACUGAAACUCCAAUAGCAGGCAGGUAAGUAGAUCCGUGGUCCCCUUUGCAAAAUUCUCUCCACAUGUCGGAUUGGACUUCGGAAUAUGACAUUGGUGCUAAUUGAUCGGUAAAAGUAUGGCUUCUUUGGACUCCCAACAAUGUCAAUUGAAUAUUGCAAGCACCCUUCCUUGCUUAGGACGUCAGGUACUCAAAGGAGAAGUAUGUUGGGGGACACUAUAGAGAUAACGGGUGAAUAUUGUCAUACUCAAGGAUAUUGGGAAUGGACCGAGGACAUAUUGGCUUGAAGUGCACAAUCCUUGAAGGCAGCCAAAAUAUAUGAUGUUGUUUAUGCAUCAUUGUUUACAUAUGAUCGAAACUCGAACAUAUUACAGGCAUUCUUUGAGGUUUGGUGUCCAACUACCAACACAUUGCUUACUUCUGUUGGAGAGAAAUCCAUAUCCCUUUGGGAUUUAUGCAAAAUUGGAGGUCUGCCUAUCGGAGUCCUUCCUUAUGAAGAAGUAGUGCCCAAAGCAAAGGAGCUUACAGGUGUUGAUGAAAAGAAUGAGAGAUUUAUCCCUCAUUCUUGUGAAUUCUUAUUUGUAGCUUUCCAACAUCUUCAAGAAAAAGAGGCUUCUAAUCCGAAAGUUCCUCUAUGAAAGUGGAUAAAGUUUUGGUGCAAAAGGGUAUUAAGAUAUGAGUCAGCUCCACCGAGAAAGAAGAAAAAAUCUGAUCGCUUGAAGUCAACCCAUAACCCAACUGGGACUAUUCAGAAUAUAGCAAAGUGGUCAAGCGCAGAUGAUGCCAUAUUUUCUACACUUGGCAUGAAGUAUGAACAUAGGACUGAUACAUAUUUGGCAGCGUUCAUAUUAUGUUGGUUGUGUACUUUUAUAUUUCCCUCUAAAGAUGGAUAUUUUAUUCGCUCGGGAACUUUUAGAGUAGAAGCCAUGAUGGUGGAUAAGCAAACUUUCAGUCUUGCAGUUCCAGUCCUAUCAAGCAUUUAAUAAUGGUCUCAACAGGGUCUAUAAUCUUUGCAGCUUGAGCAACUCAGAGUAUCCUUUCCUAUCCAUUAUGUGCAUGCUUGGCUUGCUUACUAUUUUAAGACACAUUUUCCACUUUCUAAUGGACCAUCUAUUCCAUUGAUGAAGGUAUAUUCUGGAGAAGGCGGGGCAAAGUACUUUGAUCGACAGCUUUCCAGAAAGUGCAUCCAUCAAGGGGACACUGCUAUUAGGAAUUCAACUAUGCCAAUCAAGUCCAGUCCUUGUUAUUUUGUGGAUGAUGAUAAGGAUGAAGAGUCAGAGAUAAGCUACUUCAUGAGCCUCCAUUUUAACUUACUCUCUUUUAGAUAUGGAGGUUCAUUCAUACUUGAGCCAUACAGUCCGCACCGAUUUAGCCGUCAAUUUGGGUUUUACCAAGGCCUUCCUGGAAUCUUGGAAAAUGAAAUUUGUAGUGCUUCAUUAGAUGAAGGCCUUAAAUUUCAUCUAAUUUGUGUAUUUCAUUGUUCUAUGUCAAAAUCAACUUUCCCUAAAGCCACACCUAAUGCGCAAUGACAUUCAUCCACUCCGUAUAAAUCUUGGUGGGAAAAAGUUCAUGGAUACUUUCUUAAAGUUAACUUGCAAUCUUUGGUGAACGCCAUAGGUCCUAUUGUCAACACUUCCCAAGAACAUGGUGAGAAGGUCCCAGUUAUGGUUAAGGCUCCUGUUUUGAAACCUAAGGUAGUCAUUCCAUUCAAGUCUACGGGACCUCUACAUGCAGAAACUCAAAAAGAGGAGUCAUCUGUCCUGACUCAACAGGCUUUCAAUAAACAACCACCUCAAGACGAGAGCAAGAGUAGUCAUGGAGAUCGUUGCUGGAAGAAGGUAAAACCAUCCUUGGCAAAGAAAGAUGAUUCUAACACCCAUAUGGAGAUUCUUGCUAGUUCAUCGAAGACUCCGCCAGCUAUCGAGAUGGCGCGGCCAGACAAUGUCCAAAUUUUGGAAGAUCCUCAUCAAAGUAAUCCACAAGAUAGUAGCGAGGCUGUAGUAGGUCCAGACUCAAGGGAGUUACUUUUGUCAUCCAAAGAGGUUACUUCUAAAUCUUGCGGUAAAGUCAAAGCAAAUGUGGAGUCAAACUUUUCCCGACAACCAGCAGUAACCAUGUCUAUUUUUUAUGGCAAGAAGUUCAUUUCAGAGCUUAAAAAAAAAUUAUCAUGAAGGCUUGGGCUAGUAUCCGUACUAAACUUGUAGGCCUUACUCCAAAUCGGGCUUCUUAUAUCCAAAAUGACGUUGAAGUCAUAAUCAAUGACAUGAGUGGAAAUGGGGGAAGAUAUUUCCCCCUUGCAGGAUUUAUUGGGGUCUUUCUUUGGGAUGGCAGCUUCCUAUGACCAAGCAUGAUCUAUUUUUGUUGAUAAGACCACGAAAAUUAAGGAGCCAAAGCCAUAUUUAAAAGCCAAAGAGCAUUUUAAAUCUGAAGAAGUUUUUGCAGCCUGCAAAUCUCUUGAGAAGGAGAGAAAGAAGGUGAAGAAUUUGAAAGCUCGACGAGAUGCUGCCAAGCAAGAAGCUGCAUAGAUGGAAUCCAAAGUUUUAGUUGUUUAAGAAGAGUUUUUCAAGUGUUCUGAUGUCUCCCUUGCAACAACAAAAGACUCAAAGUUUGUGGAGAAAAAGAAGCAAGUCUUAGACGCUACUUUACAAGAUUUAGUCAAUUAUAAGUUAUACUUAUAUUAGCCUUAGGAUAUGUCUUCCUUCCAACCUUCUUGUUAUUUUAUUUUAUGCUUUUUACUGAGUAGUCAGA
Messenger RNA from Capsicum annuum, 3506 nucleotides. RefSeq lists its product as uncharacterized. The transcript has 2 exons. The record is from RefSeq and is a predicted model, not a curated record. Lineage: Eukaryota; Viridiplantae; Streptophyta; Magnoliopsida; Solanales; Solanaceae. Bases 2423 to 2929 code for a protein of 168 amino acids.